Molecule: messenger RNA, 3705 nt
Organism: Ahaetulla prasina
Lineage: Eukaryota; Metazoa; Chordata; Lepidosauria; Squamata; Colubridae
Gene: TICAM1
Product: TIR domain containing adaptor molecule 1
Exons: 2
Coding region: 439-2433 (664 amino acids)
Biological process (GO): positive regulation of canonical NF-kappaB signal transduction; positive regulation of cytokine production involved in inflammatory response; response to exogenous dsRNA
Molecular function (GO): protein kinase binding
Source: RefSeq, a predicted model, not a curated record
UGUGUGUGUAAGAGAGUUUCUACUAUUUGCCCAAGAGUGUGUUUGUGUGUGUUUGUGUGUGUAUGAAGCAUUCACUUCCUAAGCAGUUCAAGGAAAUCGAAAGAAACCUCCAGCCCUUGUUCUGUGCAAGACUUCACUUCCUUUUUCGGGCUGACUGUUUUUUUGCCACCCAGCUGGCAGGAAGAAGAGAGAAAUGAGGAGGAACGCAGAGCUUUGGGGCUGAUAAAAUUUCCGCCUCCUGCUCACCAGACCCAGCUCAGCCCCGGCAGGGAGGCCGCCGCCCCAGCCUUCAAGUUUGGUCAAAUUUACGAUGCCGGCUUAUUCUGCAGCAUUUCAAAUAUUUGCCCUAGAAGACGUCAUACAUUUAGGUUUCCUGGCGUCCCACCUUUGAUAAAAGUUCGGGGAGCUGUGCCCUUCCUCCGCUGGGCCACCCAUAACAUGCCCUUCAAUUUGGACCCGGCUUCACGCAGGAUGGCAGGGACUUCCCAGGCAGAUCGAGGCUUUGAAGGGAUCCUCCAGAUCCUAAAUGGGAUCCCAGCAGAGAGACUGAUUCAAUACAGGCACAAGCUGAGCUGCUCGCACGAAGACCGGAAAAGCUGCCAUCUCCUGCACGUCAUGAUCCUGUGGUCCUUGGGCAGAGACGGUGAGGCCAGGGUGCAUCUCAACAGCUUCAGGGACGACGUGGUAGCCCACCAUCUCUCCCAAAGCCUCUGGGGCACGGAUGGAACAAAGAGGACAACCCUGGAGCAACUCCAGAAGGACCAUGCCAAGGUGGCCCAAUCCGUGGCAGAGAUCUACUCACUCUUGGUUGACGAGAAGCUCUGCGACCCCCUGGCCAGAGACGAGGCCUACAGAGAAGCUGUCCGAGCCUUUCGAGCAAGCCACCUAGGAGGAGCCCAACUCAAAGGUCUCUUGGAUGAAGCUAUGGAGAAGUGUGGACUGCAGUUCAUCUCAACGGUGCCCAGGGAUAAUUUCGGAGUUCUGGCCUCAGGUAGAUGGGAGUUGACUCCGGCCAGAAGAAGCAGUCCUGUGUCAAUCGGCGGCUCUUCUCCUCCUGAUAACCCUCAGUCUUUACGUUCUACAGGUAGCCCCGUCUCCUACAUCAGCAGUCUUAAGAUCAGCGAGAGUUCAAUAACCUCUGACAGCCCAUCCAGCACAGGAGGGUCCUUGUCUCUACCACCAACCGGCCAAGGAGAAGACAUCAGCUCUAUGUCGUUGGUCAACAGCUGCUCCACCAAUUCAAGAAAACCAUCUCUACCAAAUUCCAGAGGUCCCUAUUUACCGCCUGACUCCAAAAUCACACUCUCCCCCAUGGCAUCUGCCCAGGGCCUGCCAACCCGAAAACCAGCACCAUCAGGAGAUCUGACUUGCACCUUUCAGGCCCCAUCUACGCAGAAGCUGGGUUCAGCAUCUUCUGCAGAAGGUGGUCCACCCCAUUCUUCUUCUUCUCCAGCACCAAUCACGAGUAUUGGACCUCUGCUAUCUUCUUCUUCUUCUACUUCGGAUCUUGCCUCUUGUAGCUCAGAACCUUCUUCUUCGAUGGCCCCACCAGAUGAUGAAAGGCAGUUCUACACCUUCGUGGUCCUGCACGCCGCAGAAGACGAGCUAGUGGCUUGCCGGGUGAAGGAACGCUUGGAGGCCUUGGGUGUCUCCAACGGGGCCACCUUCAGCGAAGAUUUCCUCAUCCCUGGGUGUGGUCAACUCAACUGUUUCCAAAAUGCAUUGGACAACUCGGCCUUCACGCUCGUACUCCUGACAAGGAACUUCACGGGACGCCUUUGUGACUAUCAACGCGAUACGGCCUUGAUGGACUCCCUCACCCGCUGUUGCAAGAGGAACUCGGUGAUUCCGUUUGUGCCCAAGGAACACUCACAAAAUUUCGGGGAAAUGCCCCUCCUGCUCGCUUCGCUGGUGCCCUUGCGUGAAAACUCUCCCGUGUUUGAGAAGAGGGUGAAGAAGACCUUCACACCAAAGGUGAUCCGGGAGAUGAAAGCCACCUGGGACUUCAUGAGACAGAUCCAGGAAAGGGAGGAGGAGAGAGAACGAGAACGAGAAAACUUGAGGCUACAGCAACAUUUCGCUCUCCUCAAUCUUCAGUCACGAAUUCGACCACCGGUGGUGGACAUGUCAAGAACGGAAGCCCAAGCAGGCGAUGACACUCAAGUCUUUCCUCCUCCUGCAACAUCCUUCGUGAAACUGGGGCUCGAGCAGGCUUCCUUCUCCCACCCGUUCCUGUCCUCGGUGGGUUCUUCAAAUGUAAUGUUGGGCCCCCAACUCAUCAUUCAGAAUGCCCAGAUGAUUCAGAUCGGCGACUAUAACCGCAUGCAGGUGGAAAGAAGCAACGUAACGGUUGACACAGCCAAUGAGACCAUUGAGAGGGCACCGACGGCGGAAAAGGAGGACAAUCCCAGAGAAUGGAAACGAGAUGAAUGAAAGGAGACGGCAGAAAAAUGACUUAAAUUUCCUAAUCAGAAACAUCAAUGAUCUUGUCGAGGGAAGGGGCUACUUUGAUGUGUGACGUUGUGCGAAGAUGUAGGGGACAACGAGAACUGGGACCUUGAAUGGAGGAGCAGCACAGGAGGACCUGAAGUCCACCCGAGCUUCAAGGGUGACCAUCUCCUCUUUGCAAUCCCCCAACAAGGACUCCUAAAGGACAAAAUGCGUGACAGGUAGUGCUUGACUUACAACCAUUCGUUUAGUGACUGUUCAGUUACCAGGAAGAAAAGCGACCAUUUUCCACACUUAUGACUGUUGCAAUAUGGCUGUGGUCAUGUGAUCAAAAUUUGGACACUUGGUCACUGGUUCCUAUUCAUGACGGUUGCGGUGUCCCAAGGCCACGUGAUCCCCUUUUGCGACCUUCCGAGAAGCAAAGCCAAUGGGGAAACCAGAUUCACUUAACGACCACAUUGCUAACUUAACAACUGCAGUCACAUAACAAGUGUGGCAAGCAAGGUCGUAAAAUGGGGUAAAACUCACUUAACAACCGUCUUGCUCAGCAAGGGAAAUGUUGACCUCAGUCGUGGUCCCAUGUCAAGGACUCCAUUUUUUAAUUUUGUAAUUUGGGAGAGUUUUGAGUUCCUUCAGUGCUCUUUAGAAAAGAUGGAGAGGGGCGCCAUUUUGCUCUUUUUUGAAACCCAGCCAAGACUUCAAAAGGGAUGAAUCUCAAAGGACAGAGAUAAGAGAGCACCCAUUUCUUUCAAAUCACACCCUGAUUUAACUUGACUGACAAUUCUGGGAUGGGUACUUACGGGACCGCCUGCUGCUACCUCAUGCCUCCCACCGACCCGUACGCUCACAGAGAGGGUCUUCUCAGGGUGCCGUCCGCCAAGCAAUGUCGGCUGGUGGCCCCCAGGGGAAGAUCCUUCUCUGUGGGGGCUCCUACUCUCUGGAACGAACUUCCCCCUGGUUUACGCCAAAUAUCUGACCUUCGGACCUUCUGCCGCGAAUUGAAAACACAUUUGCUUAUUCGCGCGGGGCUGGUUUAAGUUUUUUUUCUUAAACUGUCUAGAUUUUAAAUUUUAAAUUUUAUUUGUUUUAAAUUGGGGUUUUUAGAUUUUAAAUAUUUUAACAUGUCGGCCAAUUGUAUAAUAAGUUUCUUAAAUUUAGUUUUUAAUUGUACAUUGUUUAUGUUUUAUCCUGGCUGUACACUGCCCUGAGUCCUUCAGAAGGGCGGUUUAGAAAUCCAAUAAAUAAUAAUAAUAAUAA